Molecule: messenger RNA, 1518 nt
Organism: Penicillium riverlandense
Lineage: Eukaryota; Fungi; Ascomycota; Eurotiomycetes; Eurotiales; Aspergillaceae
Exons: 3
Coding region: 1-1518 (505 amino acids)
Biological process (GO): carbohydrate transport; transmembrane transport
Cellular component (GO): membrane
Molecular function (GO): carbohydrate:proton symporter activity
Source: RefSeq, a predicted model, not a curated record
AUGGCGCCCUCAUUUCUGAAGAACAACCACCUCGUGCAAAGCUUCACGCCGCGGCUGGCGGGUGCAGUCGGGCUCAUUGCCCUCUCGACACUCAACUAUGGAUUCGACAACCAAGGCAUCGCGACCAGUCAAGCGAUGGCGGCUUACAAGAAACAGUUUGGCGACUACGACCCCGCAACCAAAACCUGGGCGAUUCCAGCAUACUGGACCUCCCUUCUCAAUAGUUUAAACUUCAUCGGAUUUGCAAUUGGAUUGUACGUCGGCAGCAUCGUCAGCGCUCGAUACGGCCGUCGCAUGUCGAUGUUUUGCAUGUCGCUGUGGGCGAUGAUGUCUGCCACUGUCCUUCUCACCUCCAGUCGGAUUGAACAGGUGUUGGCAGGCCGCAUCCUCAACUACGCCUACAUCGGUAUGGAGCUGGCCACAUGCCCGCCGUUUCAAGCAGAGAUUGUCCCGGCCUCCGUCCGGGGCUUCGCGGUGGGUGCCUACCAGGCGAGUAUGCUGCUGGGCGGUGUCAUCAUCAACAGCGUGUGCCUGGGCACCAACGGGUUAUCUACCAAUGCCGCUUGGCGGAUCCCCCAAGGUCUAUUCUACGUUGUUCCGUCUAUCGUGGCAUCCUGCAUCUGGUUUAUUCCAGAAUCUCCUCGAUGGUUACUAUUGAAUGACCGUGCUGAGGAGGCGCUGGAGUCGCUCAAGAAGCUUCGCAGUUCAUCUAAACGAGACUACUGCCCCGAGGAAGAGCUUGAGCAUUUACGCGAGUCUCUCAGUCAGGAGCAAAACCAAGGCACAUACAUGGAUUUGUUCCGGGGCAGCAAUCGAAAACGCACCCUCAUAGCCAUAGGCAUGAACUUCUUCAUCCAAGCGACGGGGUCUCCCUUUACAGCUGCGUACGGCACGCUCUUCGUGCAAUCGCUAGGCACGAUUAGUCCAUUCGAUUUCUCCCUCAUGAGCUCGUGCAUCAAUUUCUUUUGCUGUCUGGUUGCUAUUUACAUCACCGACCGAGUUGGGCGGCGGCCACUGCUGAUGAUCGGGUCGACUCUGCAAGUGAUUUGGCUCUUCACCAUGGGAGGAAUUGGAACUGUAUCCUUUCCGACAACGGUCCAAACCCAAGUCAUUGUCGCUGCGACGGCCUUGUCGUCUGCUAGCUUGUGUGUGAGCUGGGAUCCAUUGAACUACGUUAUUACCACGGAGCUCCCGGCGACUCGAUUGCGCGAUAAGACGCAGCGGGUAGCAUCGAUCGUGAACAUCGCGACCAAUUUUAUCUUCUCUUUCUUCACACCCUACCUUCUCGAUGCGCCCUAUGCCGAUCUUAAUUCCAAGGUUGGCUUCAUCUUUGGAAGUCUAGCGUGCUGCUCCUUUGUAUUUGCCUUCUUCUGUGUACCGGAGAUGAAAGGACGAUCUCUCGAGGAGAUUAAUCAGAUGUUCCAAGAUGGUGUUCCAGUGCGGAAGUUUGGAACUCACCCUUUUGCAGCUGCUGCAACCGAGGAAGAAGCAGUAGAGAGGAAGAUGGAAAUAGACUAG